This is a messenger RNA of Cyprinodon tularosa, 2273 nucleotides long. RefSeq names its product interferon regulatory factor 4-like. NCBI's taxonomy places the organism in Eukaryota, Metazoa, Chordata, Actinopteri, Cyprinodontiformes, Cyprinodontidae. Gene Ontology annotation, biological process: immune system process; regulation of transcription by RNA polymerase II. Gene Ontology annotation, molecular function: protein binding; DNA-binding transcription factor activity, RNA polymerase II-specific; RNA polymerase II cis-regulatory region sequence-specific DNA binding. Gene Ontology annotation, cellular component: nucleus. The coding region runs from base 70 to 1422 and encodes 450 amino acids. The transcript has 9 exons. The record is from RefSeq and is a predicted model, not a curated record.
CGCCGGAAUGGUGAGGGCUUUCAGACACUGACAGAUUUCAAAACUUCACGGGUUUCGAGUUUCGCAGAGAUGAACUCUGAAGUGGAUUACGGAGGCUCCGGCAGCAGCGGCAACGGGAAGCUGCGCCAGUGGCUGAUCGAGCAGGUGGACUGCGGGAAGUAUCCCGGCCUGGUGUGGGAGAACGAUGAAAAGAGCAUCUUUAGGAUACCAUGGAAACACGCCGGGAAACAGGAUUAUAACCGGGAUGAGGAUGCCGCGCUUUUCAAGGCAUGGGCGCUUUUUAAGGGCAAGUUUCGGGAGGGGAUCGACAAGCCAGACCCUCCGACCUGGAAGACACGCCUGCGCUGCGCUCUCAACAAGAGCAACGACUUUGAGGAGCUGGUGGAGAGAAGCCAGCUGGACAUCUCUGACCCAUACAAAGUGUACCGCAUCAUCCCUGAGGGCGCCAAGAAAAGGCCCAGGCAGGAGGACAGUCCUCUGAGCCCAGUGAGCUAUCCGAUGCAUCAUCCCUACCCCACUGUACCAGCUCAGAUGCCACAGUUCAUGCCAAGCCCUGAAUGCAGCUGGAGAGAUUACUGCCCGGAGCAGCCGUCCCUGCCUGAGCUGUCCUUCAACCAGUGCCCCUGUCCCCCACGCAGCCUGCAGUGGCAGACCCCAUCCAUGGAGAACGGAUACCAGCUCAGAGCUUCCAUUUACUCCUACAGUCCCGCAGACAGUCAGCCAUCUCCCUUCCCGCUGGACGCAAGCAUCAGAUCAGCAGAGGCGCUCUCAGAUUUCCGCCUCCAUGUGUUGGUCUAUGUACAAGACACACUGGUGAGGGAGGUGACCACCUCCAGUCCAGAGGGGUGCCACAUCACCCCGGGUGCCCCAGAGAAGCCUUACCUGUCGCCGGGUGGACCUGACGUUGUGCCGCUACCUGUGGACGCCCUCUCUGCCCAGAGGAGAGCGGAUGAGUGUCCCCCCAGCCCACCGUCCGGCCUGGAAAGGGGGGUCUUGCUGUGGAUGGGUGCAGAUGGACUCUACGCCCGCAGGUUUUGUCAGAGUAGGGUUUACUGGCAGGGAGGCCCUUCGCCGUACGGAGACAAGCCCAACAAACUGGACAAAGAUGUCACCUGCAAACUUCUACACACACAGGACUACCUUACAGAGAUCCAGAGUUUCGGGCUCCAUGGACGGCCGCCCAGUCGCUUUCAGGUCCUGCUGAGUUUUGGCGACGAGUGUUUGGAUCCUCAGAGACAAAGGCGUACCCUCACAGUCCAGGUGGAACCGUUAUUCGCCAGGCAGCUCCUGUACUACGCCCAGCAGACGGGCGGCCAUUACUACCGCGGCUACGAGCAUCCUGCAGUAACAGAGCAUCUAAACGCCACUGAGGACUAUCCAAGAGCUAUCACGCAUCAUCACAGUAGCAGCCUCCAAGAGUGAACCAUGAGUGCCUUGAGUGACUGUUAAAAAAACCUUAACGAAGCAACAAAAGCAUUUAAAAAAAAGAAGAAAAAAAAGAAACAUGGCCGCAAAACUCGGGGACCAAUGGUCAAACAUGGACGGCAAUGUACAUAAACUGAUUAUUUUGCAGCUGUCGACCCUGUUAUCAAUUCUGUGUAUCUACAUGUGACAGAAUAUGUCAUAGCGUGAUAAAAUGAUGGAUAACUUUUAUUUUAAACACACAUUGUUUUCUUAGGGAACUGAAACUGACAGCGACAGUGAUUGUACAAAAAGAAUUCUGUGCUAAAUGUGCAAAAUGCACCUUUAAUUUCCCUUUAAGGAGAUUAAAUUAUAAACUCCAUCCUCGUAUCAUAAGAUGUGAGUAGGACAUGGUUAGCUUAGCCUUUGAUAGCAUAGCCUUAAAGCCAAACCAAAGUUGCUAGCGUGACUCCAUGCUAUUCUUGCAAAAUCCACCAAAGACAAAACGUUUAUACUUGUCAGAACCAAAAUUUUAAAAGGAAAUGUUUGUACGUAAUUAACAUCAUUAAACAUGCAUUCUGUCUACACAUCUCAAUAUGAGCUAGGAUAACAAGCUGUACAUUUUUUUUAUUUUAUUUAAAAACCUCUUGUAAAUAGUAUUUUUUUGUAGAAAUAUAUAUAUUUUUGCUAGUGGACACUAUUACUAUUGUUUAUAUGAGAAACUCAGGGAGCUGAAUGUAGAUAAGCUUUUUAACUUGUAUUUUCAUUUAUAAAUUGAAAACUAUAAAGUUUUACAUUUGAAUGAACCUUGGGUUAAUCUGAAUAUCAUUAACCCCAGUUUGUAAAAAAACAAAAACAAUAAUAAAACAACA